Paramuricea clavata is the source of this 321-nucleotide messenger RNA. Lineage: Eukaryota; Metazoa; Cnidaria; Anthozoa; Malacalcyonacea; Plexauridae. The record is from the annotation of a GenBank genome assembly.
AUGGAAGAUAAACCCGAGCAAAUUCAAGCACAAGUAACAAGUGAAAAGAAGAAGGACCCAAAGAGAGUAGCUGCGGGAAAACGAUUAGCUGCAAUCAGCAGAAUAGCAAAGGAGAGGAAAAAGAAACUGGCUGAACCUAGGGAGUCACCUAGUAAUGACAGUAUGAUUACCUACAUGGGAGUGGCCAUUGCAUUGAUAUCCCUUGUGCUAGCAUAUAAAACACAUCAGAGGGAAACUAAGGAACUAGAACCUGAGUUCAUCCCUAAAACCGUAGAAGUAACUAGGAAAGCUGAUGCGUCCAAGUUAGAUUCACUUGAAUGA